AUGCUUGCUGCCCCACGUUAUCAUCCUUCUCUCUUGAUUCUCUCUGCAGUUCAGCGCCCUGCAGUCACCAUCAGUGAAUGUUCCACUUGGGGUAACUUCCAUUUUCAGACAUUUGACCACGUAAAAUUUAACUUUCCUGGACUUUGCCAUUAUAUCUUUGCUUCACACUGCAAAGAUGAUUACCAAGACUUCAAUAUCCAGAUCAUGAGGAGCAUCAAGAAUGGAUCUGUCAUCUAUUUCACUGCCACUAUUGAUGGUGUACUUCUGGAGGUGAAAGAAUCAAGCAUCACUGUAGAUGGGAAGGCAAUUUCUCUACCCUUCAGCUUGAAGAGUGUUCUAAUAGAAGAUCUUUACCCUUACUUCCAAGUCUCCUCCAAACUAGGCCUGACUCUCAAGUGGAACUGGGGUGACACUCUCCUAUUAGAUUUAGAAGAUAUGUACAAGGGGAAGACAUGUGGUUUGUGUGGCAACUAUGAUGACAAUGGAAAAAAUGAUCUGCUUCUUCAUGGCUAUAAGGCAUUCCCAUGGCAGUUUGGAAACCUUCAGAAAGUAGAAGAUCCAACAAAGAAGUGCCCUGAUGUACUUGGAGACAGUGGAAAGCAAAGGAACAACUCCCACCAGCAAGAUAAAUGCAAAAAUAGAUAUAAAUCUAAGUGCAAAAAAGUCCUCUCUCGCUUUGGGAACUGUACUAAGGUGAUUGCCAUGGAUGAUUACUUGUCCAUCUGCAUUGGUGACAUGUGUGACUGCUCCAAGAAAUCUUCUCAUUCUGAUCUGGUUGCAAUCUGUGUGUGCAGUACUCUCAGCCAAUAUGCUCGAGAUUGUGUCCUCAAAGGUGGAGACCCAGGAAAAUGGAGAUCCAAAGAACUCUGCUACCAGCAAUGUCCACACAACCUGCAAUAUAUGGAAUGUGGAAACCCAUGUGUUGACACCUGUUUCAACCCAGAAAGGAGCAAAAUAUGUAAAGCACCAUGUACUGAUGGCUGCUUUUGUCCUGAAGGGACAAUACUUGACGACAUCAAUGACAAAAAAUGCAUCCCUGCUGGCCACUGCCCAUGCACCUAUCAAGGCAAACUCUAUACUACUGGUGAAACCUAUUCUCUCUCCUGCCAGGACUGUACCUGCACUGGUGGGAAAUGGUCUUGCUUAUCCUUGCCUUGUCCUGGACACUGUAAAAUUGAAGGAGGAUUUCAUAUAACUACUUUUGAUAGGAAACAAUUCAUUUUCCAUGGCAACUGCCACUAUGUCAUAGCUAAGGACACCGAUGGAUCUUUUGUGAUCAUUGGAGAGAUAGCCCAGUGUGGCAUCUCAAAUACUACAACUUGCCUGAAGAAUGCUUUAAUUACUUUAGGAGCCAUUAACAUAAGAAUCUGUUCCUGUGGAGAUGUUUAUGUCAAUAAUAUCAUUGCAGCCUUGCCUGUAACUAAAGAUUAUAUCACUCUCUUCAGACCGUCCACAUUCUAUGUCAACAUUGUGACUCCUUCACGGGUACAAAUUCAAGUGCAACUGAAACCCAUUAUGCAGAUCUUCAUAACGGUAGAUGAAACUUACCAAAAUCGAACUUCUGGCCUGUGCGGGAAUUUCAACAAUUUGCAAGCUGAUGAUUUUCAAACCAUUAGUGGGAUUGUAGAAAAUUCUGCUUCCACAUUUGGAAACUCAUGGAAGACCAAGGCCAACUGUCCUGAUGUUCAAGACAGCUUUGAAGAUCCCUGUUGGAAAAAUGUGAACAAAGAAAAUUUUGGGCAGCAUUGGUGUGCCCUUCUAUUAAAUGCCAAUGGGAUAUUUGCUGAGUGUCAUUCUGCUAGUGAUCCUGCUCCUUAUGCUAAGAACUGUGCUUAUGACACUUGCAAUGCUGAGAACAGUAAAGAAGCUCUCUGCAGUGUCUUCUCAGCCUAUGCCAGAGAUUGUGCUUCAAAAGGAAUACAUCUGAAAGGAUGGAGAAGUGGCAUAUGUGAUGUGUCCAUGGAGUGCCCUAGAUCUAUGCAGUACAGCUAUGAAGUGAAGUUCUGCAACAGGUCAUGCCGUUCACUGGGGGAGCCUGACAUGCUGUGUAAUGUUCAGCUUGUCUCUGUGGAAGGCUGUGAAUGCCCUGAGAGGACUUAUCUUGUGAAUGAGAAUGAAUGUGUCUCUCCAGAGGACUGUCCAUGUUAUUAUAAAGGCCAGUUGAUCAAGCCUGGGACUUCAUUCCAAAAGGAUAGGUUCAUUUGCAAAUGCAUUCAAGGACAAUUGGAUUGCACUGGAAACACAGAAAUUAGGAAAGAUUGUCCUUCUCCUAUGUACUACUUUGACUGUGGCUCUACUGGUCCAAGUGCAACCGGAUCAGAAUGUCAGAAGAGUUGCAAAACACAAGAUAUGCAGUGUUAUGCUACAGAAUGUGUCUCUGGAUGUAUGUGUCCUGAUGGACUGGUGUCCAAUGGUAAUGGCAGUUGUGUUGAGGAGGAUCAAUGUCCUUGCAGCUAUGGAGGAAAUUUCUACAGUCCUGGAACAUACAUCACAGUCAACUGUAAUAAAUGCAUGUGCCAAAGGAGACAAUGGAGCUGUACAAAGAAUCCCUGCCAAGGAAUAUGCACUGUGUAUGGAAAUAGGCACUAUUUCAAUUUUGAUGGAAGAAAAUUUGAUUUUAUGGGAGACUGUGAUUAUAUCCUAGCUCAGGACUUCUGCCCCAAUAAUAUGCAGCCAGGGACAUUCCGAAUUAUAGUGCAAAACACUUCAUGUGGUAAAUCCCUCUCAGUGUGUUCCUUGAAAAUUAGCAUCUUCUUGGAGGGUAGUGAAAUCAGACUCCUAGGAGAGACAAUUGAGGAGAUAACUAAUACAUCAGACAUUGAAAAAAAAUAUAAAAUUUACCUCAUGGGGAUGUAUAUCACAAUUGAAACUUCCAAUGGAAUGACCUUCAUUUGGGAUCAAAAGACAACUGUGAUUGUGCAAGUGGCACCUUCUUUUCAAGGCAAAAUUUGUGGCCUUUGUGGUGAUUUUGACAACAGUGCCAACAAUGACUUUACCGCUAGAGGACAGUCUGUGGAGAUGGAUGCACAGGCAUUUGGAAAGAGCUGGAAAGUUACCUCUAGCUGUUCAGACAUAAACAAGAGAGAUCUCUGUGUGAAUCAGCCUUCCAAGCUUGUACUGGGGAGAAAGUACUGUAGCAUUAUCAAAAGUGAGGCGUUUGGAGCCUGUCACAGUAAAAUCAGCCCAACACCUUAUUAUGAAUCCUGUGUGUCUGAUUUCUGUGGCUGUGACAAUGUGGCAGACUGUGAGUGCUUCUGUACUGCCGUAGCUGCUUAUUCCAAGAGCUGUAGCAGGGCUGGCAUCUGUAUUGACUGGAGGAGUCCUACAAAUUGUCCCGUGUUUUGUGACUACUACAACCCACCCAACAAAAGAGAAUGGUACUAUAAACCCUGUGGAGAACCAUGUUUAAGGACCUGCAGGAAUCCUGCAGGAAAAUGUGAUAGUCUACUCUACAGUUUGGAAGGUUGCUAUCCAGAAUGCAAUGCUGAAAAGCCAUAUUAUGAUGAGGAAAAAAGAGAAUGUGUUUCAGUGCUUGAGUGCACCUCAUGUGAUCCAAAAGAAACACUCUGCUUGAACAAAUCAAAUGAAUGCCUCUGUUGCUAUAACAAGAAGACGUAUGCCUUGAAUGAAUUAAUAUUCAAUCAGACAUUUGGAGCUAAGUGCAUUGUAGCUGUUUGUGGUCCUGAUGGAAAGAUUAUUAAUAUAUCCACCCCAUGUGCAACAUUGCUGAAUGGCAACAUCCAGUUUGUGACAAAGGAUACGACAGGCUGGUGUGUUUAUGCCUUUUGUAAUGCAACUUGCCAGACUGAAUUCAGCUUUGGAGAAUGUGUCUCAUUCUCUACCACUGCAGUUCCAAGCAAGCAUGCCAUGAUCCCCAGUAGACCUUGUAAAGGAAAUAUACAGAAGUGUGGGAAGCAACCUCCUCCUUAUUCUGCUGGUAAUGUUCUUCCUGCAUUUACACCUGGGAGUGACUGCACUGACCUUGACCCUCCUAGAAAGUUUCAAGAAACAUGGAAAUUUGGAAAAUGCCAAGUUGCCACCUGCUUAGGUGGCAAACACAUUAAAGUAUCUGAUGUGCAGUGUCCACCUCCAAAGUUAAAACUUUGUGUCAAUGGAUUGCCACCUGUUAACAGCCAUGACACAUCUGACUGCUGUGAGAAUUUGGAGUGUCAGUGUGCUUGUAGUGGAUGGGGAAAUCAGCACUAUGUAACGUUUGAUGGAUCCUAUUAUAAUUUUCGUGGCAAUUGUACUUAUCUCUUGGUGAAGCCAAUCAGACCUGGCUCUCAGAACUUCUGGAUCCAGCUGGACAAUCAUUAUUGUGCAGCCUCAGAAAGAGCUGUUUGCUCCAUGACCCUUUUCAUAUCUUACAACCACUCUAUCAUCAUUUUGACACAUGGAUCUAAAAAUGGAAAAGAAGGCAACCUGGUUCUGUAUAACAAUAAAGAAGUUGCUCCAAGAUUUUCAAAUGAUGGUUUUGAUAUUACAACCUCCAGUCAAUAUGUGCUGGUUAAAAUACCUGAAAUUGGACUGUACGUCACCUAUACGCACCUAGCUUUUUAUAUAAGCCUGUCUUUCAGCACUUUUUAUAACAAUACUGAGGGACAAUGUGGAACAUGUAACAACAAAAAGACAGAUGAUGCAAUGAAAAGGAAUGGCAAGAUUGCAGAUUCUUUCACAGAGAUGGCAAAGGACUGGAAAGUUAUGGACCUUGUGACUAGACAUUGUGAUUCAGAUCAACAUCUUCAACAAUCCCAGGCUGAAAUGUCACUAUCCAAAAUGGCUGCUUGUGUAGUUCCUUCCCUAUGUAAACUUAUCUGGAACUUAACAGAAUGUCACAGUGCUGUUCCCCCACGGCCUUACUAUGAUGCCUGUGUUAUGGAUGGAUGCUCCUCACCAAAGCAGAGCACUGAAUGUGGAAAUCUGCAGGCCUAUGCAGCCUUGUGUGGUUUUCAUGGGAUCUGUGUGGACUGGAGAAGCAAAACCAAUAGGAAGUGCGAACUGACAUGCUCUGGAGACCAAAUUUAUAAUCCAUGUGGGAAGAUGGAAAGGCUUACUUGCUCUAGUGGAAAAAAUGCUUCCAGUGCCAACCUACCACAAGGUGACAUUCAAGGAAAAUUUGUUGAAGGAUGCUUCUGCCCUGAUGGAUUGAUCCAGCUGAAGGACCAUGAUAGUAUUUGCGUCACUGUCUGCGGUUGCAAAGGACUUGAUGGACUAGUGAGAGAGCCAGGAGAGAACUGGGAAAAAGAUUGUCAGGUUUGCACCUGCAGCAAGGAAACUCUGGAGAUUUCUUGUACACCUCAUGUUUGUGCCAGGUUUCCACCAACCACUUGCAUCAAGGAAGGAUUUGUCCCUGUAGUGCAGAUACAGUCAGAAGACCCCUGCUGUACAGAGACAGUAUGUGAAUGUGAUGUAAAGUCCUGUUCUCCAAACAAACAAGAAUGCAACCUAGGCUUCCAGAUUGCAACAAUCACUUCUCAAGAUGCAUGCUGUCCCACUUACUUUUGUAGACCAAAAAAUGUUUGUGUUUCUCAAGGAACUGAGUAUCAGCCUGGCUCCUUGGUACAUUCUGAUUCUUGUGAAGAAUGCAUCUGCACUGAAGCACAGGAUCCUAAGACUAAAACCAAUGAAAUUAAGUGCUCACCAGUGAAGUGCUCUACUGAAUGUCAACAGGGUUUCCGCUAUGUACAGGAAGAAGGAAAAUGCUGCGGUGAAUGUGUGCAGAUAGAAUGUGUGGCAGAACUAUCAUCUGGAAUAGUGACCGUUGGAGUUGGGCAGACGUACAAGGAUCCACAUGAUAACUGUACUCAGUAUCUAUGCACCAGGUUAUCAGAUCAGUUUAUUCUGAGCAGCACAGUAAAGGCUUGCCAAGUGUUAGAUCAAUCAAACUUAUCCCAGGAACCUUGCAGACAACUCCAGAUGGAUGCUGUGAGACCUGUGAGUGUACUCUUGUCCCAUGAUUGUAAAAUUAGUCUGAAGAAACAAUACAUCAUUCAUAAUCAGUGUAAAUCAGUCAUUCCUAUCAUCAUACCUUCCUGUGAAGGCUCCUGUGACACAUAUUCUGUGUAUUCCUUUGUCACUCACAAAAUGAAGCACAGAUGCACAUGUUGUCAUGCUACAAAAUACCAUGAAGUCAGUAUGCAGCUGAUUUGCAAGAAAAAGAAGAGAGCUAAAUACACCUAUCUUCAUGUAGAUGAGUGUGGCUGUGUAGAGACCAUAUGCCCAACAUAGAACUGUGCCAAAAUGUUUGCAAGGUGUACUU
Molecule: messenger RNA, 6259 nt
Organism: Sceloporus undulatus (fence lizard)
Lineage: Eukaryota; Metazoa; Chordata; Lepidosauria; Squamata; Phrynosomatidae
Product: mucin-5B-like
Exons: 45
Coding region: 1-6228 (2075 amino acids)
Cellular component (GO): extracellular matrix
Molecular function (GO): protein binding
Source: RefSeq, a predicted model, not a curated record